AUGAAUAUUUCGUUAAGUGAAUUUCAAGAUGAAGAAUACAAUGAUUUAUACGAGAAUUUUUCAGAGUCAGCCUAAUAAUUAACUUCAUCACCAGAUGAAAUUAUGUUUAUUGAUGAUUUAGUAUUAGGUGUGCACAUAACUUACGAUGAUGUGUUGAAAUUAAACAAUGAUGGAAAAAUGAAUUUUAAGAGCAUGAUUUACUUUAUUAAUUACCUAUAAAAGCGUUCUAAAGCCGUUCACUAAUAUUACUUAGCGUAUUAAAGAUAAAUGUUAGAUCUUGUGGAGUAAUUGAACCCUUUAUUGAGAAAAAAUUAACAAAAGGGCGAUCCAAUCAACUAUAUUCUCAUAUUCUAUUGGAAUGACAGGUGGGUAACUGGGAUAUAUAAUCUAAAAACAACAGUUUUAGAUAUUGUGGAUCUCUAAAAGAAUAAGACAAAGGAUGAUUUAAAAAAAUCAUAUGAACAGUUACUUAAAAAAACAGGAUUGGCUAAAGUAUCUUUCAAGACUGUGAAUUACGUAUAUUAGGAAGAUAAAUCAACUGAUGGAGGUAUGUAUAUUGUAAAUUAUUUGUAUCAAACUAUUGUCAAAGGGUAAUCAUUCGUAAAACUGUAACCGAAUGACAAGGUAAAAUUAAAAUCUCAAUUGUUGUGGUUAUUUUUCAGAGGUGAGAAGUCAUAACAUGUUGAUUAUCCUCCAUUACCAGCUUUAACAUAAUGGAAUGAAAAUGAAAUUAAAUAAUAUUAAGUGGUAAAUCUAGAACCAUUUCUAACAGGCUAAUGGACAGGAAUUGAAGUUUAAUUAACUGAUUUUGAAUUGCUCUAAAAAUCUGGAAAAUCUAAACUUCACAUGAUGGCCUUUUGGUUGUCUUAUUUGUAUUAUUUUGAUUUGUAGAGCAAAACACCAUUAAUUCCCUUUUUUGUAGUAGCAGAUGGAGAUGAAAUUUGUGAAGAAUUUGAAAUAAUCUUCAAACCUAGAAGGAGAUAAGGUGCAGAAAAUGAAAGAUUAAUCGUAUUAUAGUAUAUUAAAAAUACCAGAUGGGUUUUUGCAAUUUACCAUAUGACAUAAAAAUCGCUAGAUAUUAUAGAUCUAUAAAAUAAGAAUGUUACUAAGGAUGAAUUGAAAAAUUCAUUUGAUAAAUUAAUAUCAUCUUUAAUCACAUACAAUAAUCCAGCUCCAAACUAUAUCUUUUAAAGCUAUACGGAUAGUACAGACGGAACUGAAUACAUAGUAAAUUGGCUUUGGCAAUACAUUUCAGGCACUCCUCUUGACAAAAUUAAAUUUGGGUUCUCAGAGAAAAGGUAGCUAAGAUCGAAAUUGAUUUGGACAUUGAUUAAGAUGUAGUAAACAGUUAUUUCAAGUCAAAAAUCAAUAUAAAUAGGUUCCAAAAAGAAGAUAGCUAUUCCAUAAAUCGCACAAACACCCAAAUCAUAAUAAAAUGAUGUUUAAAAUCCUCAAACUUAAUCUGGAGGUACCAGAUUUGGAAGGUUUAAAAACAAUAUAAAUACAAAUAAUGAUACACCUCAAUAAAGAUCAAAUAAAAAUAUAGAAGAAUAAACUCCUUAAUAAAAAAAAACUUUUGUCAGCUCAUUCAGAAAUAAGUAAUAAACUGCCACUUAAUAAUCGCCUAUGAAUUCCCCUCAAAAGUCAGUUACUUCAGAUUAAAAGUCUGAAUAAUAGGAACCGCAUUCUAAAAAAUCUUCUUUAUUUAGUAGGAACAAACAAUAGGGUGAUCAAUCACCGAAAUCUCAAACCAGUGAAACUUCAAUUUAAUUAGCAUAGUAAGUAAGCAGAUCAUUUACUGGAAAAAAGAAUGCUCUGUAAUCUGGAAGCAGAGUAGGUACAAAUAAAAAUAAUUCUCUUCAUUAAUAAGAGCCAAUUAUUGAGACUCAAAGAAGUGAAGAAUAUGAUGAAGAUGAAUUCUCUGACUUAUUCAAUAAAAAGAAAAGAUCAAUUGAUCAACCAUAACCAUAUUUGGAUAAUUAAGAUAGAUUAGGCAAAAUUUAAGAAGAAUUGACAGAGUAUUAUCAUGAACUAAUAAAUGACGAAGUAGAUAAGGAAGUAGAAAUAUAAAAGCUAUAAGAAGUCUUUAGAAUCAAUGGCAAAAUAAAGCAAUACUUAGAAAAAAGAAAAAAAAUGACAUUUGAUGAAGUACUUGAUACCGUCAAAAACAAAAGCACUAUCAAUCAGAGUGCUGUUUAUAAUUCGAAUCUAUAAAACUAUAGUACUAUACUACAUGAUGAUUAAUAAAUACUAAGAAUGAUUAACGAAAUGAUUUAAGGAGAAAAUAACGAAGUAUCUCUUUAAAAGACUCUUUUAAAAAGAUAGGAUUACUUAUUUUAAUAAAUGGAUUAGAUGGAUGUAAGUGCUCCAAAUGUUUACUUUGAAUUUCCAAAAUCAAAGGAUGAAAGCACUAUAAAAACUCAAUUCACUAGUUUACCAACCAUAAGAAGAAACACUUCAGAAUUCAUUUAAAAAGGUAAUAUCGCUGCUAAAAGAUAUGGAAUGAAAAUUGAAAUUCCUAUGAUGUAGUAAUUUUAUAAAGAUGGCAAGGUAAAUAAUUUGAUUUUUAAUUUUUUACUAAAAUUUUUUGAAGAAAAGUCUAAUCAUCAACGUAAAAAUAAUUAUGUAUUUCAACAUUAUAGCACUAAUAUGAAAUUGUUUCCAACUUAAUUUUACCAAACCUUAUGCUUUAAUUUACUUCAUUCCACAUUUAGAAUUAAUUAUUUUGAGGCUAAUCAAUUCACUUUUGAAUAUACAGGACAGGAGGAAACUAUAUUCGAUAUUUUCGAUUGGUUAGUUGUACCAAUUGUAGAAUAUCCAACCGAAUAUUCAGUAGUUUUUGUUAAUCUUAAAAGGAAAACAUGUUAUUGCUAUUUACUGUCCUCGCUCUCAUUAAGAAUCAAGGAUCCAUUAUACAUGAAUCCAGAGAAAAAUCCUUAUAUGAAAAAUGUCAUUUCAUUUUUAUAAUAUGAAUUCGAAAUUAAAUUAAAGAAACCCAGAGAAGAACUAGGGAGAUUUAGUUAUUAAUUUGGAGUUGUGAAUGAUGUAAACAGCUUUGGUUAAAGUUUAAAUUAUGAUUAUAGUGGAUUAUAUGCAUUAUAUAUCAUUCUCCAUUUGGUUAAACAUGGUCACAAUUCCGAAAUCGUAAUUGAUUAAUAUCAAAUUACAAUAUUGAAAAAGGUAUUCCAUGAUUUAAUAAUUAAAAUUGGAUACAAUGAAGAUUAUAAUCUAUUUCAUCUACUUGAAGAAAAUUAAUUUCCUUUUUGA
Molecule: messenger RNA, 3267 nt
Organism: Paramecium octaurelia
Lineage: Eukaryota; Ciliophora; Oligohymenophorea; Peniculida; Parameciidae
Source: the annotation of a GenBank genome assembly